Messenger RNA from Sphaeramia orbicularis (orbiculate cardinalfish), 7648 nucleotides. RefSeq names its product phosphatidylinositol-4-phosphate 3-kinase, catalytic subunit type 2 alpha (gene pik3c2a). Gene Ontology annotation, molecular function: phosphatidylinositol binding; 1-phosphatidylinositol-4-phosphate 3-kinase activity; 1-phosphatidylinositol-3-kinase activity. Gene Ontology annotation, cellular component: phosphatidylinositol 3-kinase complex; cytoplasm; plasma membrane. Gene Ontology annotation, biological process: phosphatidylinositol-3-phosphate biosynthetic process; cell migration; phosphatidylinositol 3-kinase/protein kinase B signal transduction. The record is from RefSeq and is a predicted model, not a curated record. The transcript has 33 exons. NCBI's taxonomy places the organism in Eukaryota, Metazoa, Chordata, Actinopteri, Kurtiformes, Apogonidae. The coding region runs from base 193 to 5343 and encodes 1716 amino acids.
CUCUCUCCGCAGACCUCAUCCAGCCCAGUCAACCAGCUCAACAGGAACUGACGUCCGUCUGUGAAGUGGACGGAAAAAAUGCAGCUGCAGGAAAAAUGGCUCCAAACAGCGCACCGCUAAAAGGUGUUUAGAGCUCCACUCGUCUUCUCUGACUUCAGGCCGUCAGACUCAUGGCCCCUCUCAGCUGACACCAUGGCCCAGAUAUCGAGUGGUAAUGGGUUCAAGAUGGAUGUCCCCCAGCCUAAAGGGAUUGUGGGUAAAGAGGAAGCCCUGCGUAUGGAGGAGGAGGCUUUAGCGAAGCUGCAGAGAGAGAAGAGGCACACAGCGCCGCCUUCAUCCUCAGCUUCAUCCUCAGCUUCAUCCUCCUCAAAGACUAAAGCCUGUAGAUCUGCCUCUUCUGCUCCUCAGCCUUCAUCCUCCUCCUCUUCCUCCAGACUGGAGAAGGACCUUAUCGUGUUCCCUGAGACCAGGAAGCAAACAGAACAUGACAAGUUCAAGGACAUCGACGUGGACAAGAUGACCACGGAGGAACUGGAGAAGCUGCUCCUGGACGAGACCUUCGAGGUGAACAGAAUGAGUCGCCCGUCGUCGCUGUUUGGCGUCAACCUGAGCGCCUCGUACCCCGGUCACCCCUGUAGCUCCUCCCCUUUCCAGAGCGGCCAGUGGACCCCGGUCCUGUCGGCCCCGUCCAGCUCCGGUGUGUCCACUCCCACCCACCAGCCCUCCCAUCAGCCGCUGUUCCCUUCGGCGCCGUUCCCCAAACCGGGCUCGUUCCAGAACGGCCUUACUCCGGCGCUGUCGCCCUUCAUGGCGUUGCCGGCGCAGCAGCCCUCCUUCAUGGCCUUCACGCCCAUCCAGCCCGCCGCCGUGGUCUACCCACCUCCCGCUGUCGAUCCUGAGAUGGCCAAACUGUUUGACAAGAUCGCCAGCACCUCGGAAUACUUGAAGAACGGCAGGUCGUCCAGCACUGACCCGGACUCCUCCGCGGCGUCUCUGGCUCCGAACCCUCCACCUCAGCAGCCGGUGGUCGAACCGUCUGGCAUCGGCCGCUUUGACUGGCUCGACCUGGAUCCACUGACCAAGCGCAAAAGUGAGGCUGAGGAAGCGGGAGGAGCUUCAGAACCGACAGUCCCUGCAGGGGAUCCGUGGGAUGCAGUUCUGGAGACCGAAGGGACCGGCGGUGAUAGCGGUCCCACUUCGGAGGAAAAGGCGUCAGUUCGGUCUCAGCCCAGGAGGGCGUCGACCGGCGCGGCUGUCACCAGGAGUCACUCGCUGAACAUCCCAGGGACGUCCCAGCAGCACAGAACCACCAACCAGGAAAAGGGAAAAGGAAAAGGUCUGGUGAGAAAUGCAGCUCUGGAGGAAGUGGACGCUCAAAACCUGGAGGUCGUCGCCUUCUGUGAAGACAUGGCAACACUCCGGUCCAGAUUCCCUCACACCAACCUGUCCACAAACCCCGGCUUCGUCCUCAGUCCGGUCAUCGCUCAGAGAGACGCCGGGACCGACGCCAGCUGCUCCGUCAAAGUGUCCAUCGAGAUCUCCGAGUCUCAGCAGCCAGUGACCUUCACCUGUGACGUGAGUUCUCCGGUGGAGUUGCUGAUCAGUCAGACUCUCUGUUGGGUCCAUGAUGAUCUGGAUCAGGUGGACUUCUCCAGAUACCUGCUCAAAGUGUGUGGACGGGAGGAGGUUCUGCAGAAUAAACACAGCCUGGGAAGCCACGAGUACAUUCAGAACUGCAGGAAGUGGGAGAACGAGAUCACGUUACAGCUGCUGUCGCACAACACCAUGAGGAGAGACCUGGCACGAAGCGCUGAAGACGACGGCUCCAAGAUCGACUUGGAGAAGCAUCUGGUUCAUGUGGAGAGGCCGUUCAAGGAGAACGUGACCAGACAAGGCCUUGCUGAUUAUCUUGAAGGUUAUCACACCCAGAUGAACGUCUGUCUGCAGAACGAGAGUACUCAGUAUAAGACGGUGGCUCGUCUGGUUCAGACAGUGAAGAACCUGUGUUGUGCUCUGGACGAGGUGGAGACUCCCGGCAUCACCGAGGCCGUCAAGCGUCUUCAACACUCGGCGAACCUCCCCAGGACCCGGUCUCCAAAGAUGGGCUCGUCUGCUCAGUCGUCCAACGGUCAGCCCAGUCCAGUGGAGGACAGCAUGGCUUUACUGACUCAGGCGGUUUACGAUCUGGCUAAACUCUACCUGCGCUCCUUCUGUCCUCCGUCGCCCUCCUUCACGCCUCCUCCUCUUGGCCCCGCCUCUCCGGCCGCGGACGGAGACUCAGCAGACGAUAAAGGCAGCAGAGAGGCAUCCGGGAGCACGGACCACCUGCAGUUCACUCUGUUCGCUCUGCACGGCAUCCCAGCCAACUGGGUCAGCAGUUAUGAGAAGUACUUCCUGAUGUGUUCCCUGACCCACAACGGCAAAAACCUGUUCAAACCGGUCCAGUCCAAGAGGGUCAGCACCUACAAGAGCUUCUUCUACCACAUCAAGUGGGACGAGCUGAUCAACUUCCCCAUUGCGGUGGCGGUCCUCCCUCUGGAGUCGGUCCUGAGUCUGACCCUGUUUGGGGUCCUGAACCAGAACGCCGGUGGUUCUCCAGAUUCCAACAAACAGAGGAAAGGUCCGGAACUGCUGGGGAAGGUGUCCAUGCCCUUGUUCGACUUCAGACGAGUUCUGGUCAGCGGCAGCCGUUUGCUGUGUUUGUGGAUGUCGGCUCAGGGCGCCGCCGCUGCUUCUGGAUCGACAGGAAACCGUCGCAGAGUUCCAUCUGAGAGGAUCGUACUACAGGUGGACUUUCCAAGCUCAGGGGUGGAUGUUUUAUAUGUAGGACCCAAAGAGGCCCUGAACCCAGAGCCCCAGGCCCUGGAGGAGCUGGACCCGGACCUCCGACGCAAACUGGAGAAAAUCUGCAGCCGAGCCUCCAACUUCGGGCUGAAGCGAGCCGACCACCAGCUCCUCUGGGACCACCGGCUCCACUGUCGGAGGGACCACCCCAGCAGCCUCCCUAAGGUCCUGGCCUCGGCCCCCAGCUGGGACUGGGCCAGCAUGGCUCACAUCCACAGCCUGCUGCACCACUGGCCCCCGCUGCCCCCGGUCACCGCUCUGGAGCUGCUCGACUCCAAGUUUGCAGAUACUGAGGUGAGGAGCGUCGCCGUCAGCUGGAUUGAGAAGAGCAGCGAUGACGAACUGGCCGACUACCUGCCUCAGCUGGUCCAGGCGUUGAAGUUCGAGUGUCACCUGAAGAGCGCCCUCGUCAUGUUCCUCCUGUCCAGAGCUCAAGGAAACAUCAACAUCGCACACUACCUCUACUGGCUGCUAAAGGACGCUGUUCAGGAUCCAGCCUGGGGGAGGCGCUACGAGCGCGUCCUGGGGGCUCUGCUGUGUCUGUGCGGAGGCAAACUGAGGGUGGAGCUGGAAAAACAGACUCAACUGGUGACUCUGCUCGGAGCGGUGGCCGAGAGGGUCCGGCAGGCCGGGGGAUCCACCAGACAGGUGGCGCUGCAGGAGGGUCUUGAAAACGUCCAGAACUUCUUCCAGAGGAACAGCUGCAGACUCCCACUCAGUCCUAGUCUGGUGGCCAAAGAGCUCAACAUAAAGGCCUGUUCUUUCUUCAACUCCAACGCCGUUCCUCUGAAACUGACUUUGAUCAACGCCGACCCUCUGGGAGAAGAGAUCAACGUCAUGUUUAAGGUCGGUGAAGACCUGAGGCAGGACAUGCUGGCUCUUCAGAUGAUCCGCGUCAUGGAUCGGAUCUGGCUUCAGGAGGGUCUGGACCUCCGCAUCGUCAACUUCAAAUGCAUCUCCACCGGAAAAGACAAAGGUAUGGUGGAGCUGGUUCCGUCCUCUGACACCCUGAGGAAGAUCCAGGUGGAGUACGGCGUCACCGGCUCCUUUAAAGACAAACCUCUGGCCGAGUGGCUCCGCAAAUACAACCCUGCAGAAGACGAGUAUGAAAAGGUCUGCGUCGGAGAACUUCUCUCGUGCGCCGGUUGUUGCGUGGCCACGUACGUCCUGGGAAUCUGCGACCGACACAACGACAACAUAAUGCUUCGCUCCACCGGACACAUGUUCCACAUCGACUUCGGGAAGUUCCUGGGCCACGCUCAGAUGUUCGGCAGCUUCAAGAGGGACCGGGCGCCGUUCGUCCUGACCUCCGACAUGGCCUACGUCAUCAACGGAGGGGAGCGACCCACCAGCCGCUUCCAGCUGUUCGUAGAUCUGUGCUGUCAGGCCUACAACCUGAUCCGCAAGCACUCUGGAUUGUUCCUCAACCUGCUCACACUGAUGACGUCCUCAGGUCUUCCAGAACUCAGCGGGUCUCAGGAUCUGAAGUACGUGUUCGAUGCUCUGCAGCCUCACAACACGGACGCAGAGGCCACCAUCUUCUUCACCAGGCUGAUCGAGUCCAGUCUGGGAAGUGUAGCCACAAAGUUCAACUUCUUCAUCCAUAACCUGGCUCAGCUGCGGUUUUCGGGUCUGCCGGCCAACGACGAGCCCAUCCUGUCCUUCUCCCCCAAGACCUACACCAUGAAACAGGAGGGGCGCAUCCACCACGCAUCCAUCUACUCCUUCCAGAAGAGAUACAGCCCCGACAAGCACUACACAUACGUGGUGAGGAUCCUGAGAGACGGACACAAUGAGCCUCAGUUUGUCUUUCGCACUUUUGAUGAGUUUCAGGAGCUGCACAACAAACUCACCAUCCUGUUCCCACUGUGGAAGCUGCCCAGCUUUCCAAAUAAAAUGGUUCUGGGUCGAACUCACAUCAAAGAGGUGGCAGCAAAGAGGAAACUGGAGCUGAAUAACUACGUCCACAACCUGAUGAGGAGCUCGACGGAGGUCACACAGUGUGACCUCGUCUACACCUUCUUUCAUCCAAUCGCACGAGACGAUAAGACUGAAGGUCUGGAGGCAACGCCCAAAGCACCAGAGCCUCCUCCGAGUCCAACAUCAGGUCGAGUCGAAGGAGAGGUGAAGCUGUCCAUCUCGUACAGGAACAGUAAUCUGUUCAUCAUGGUGAUGCACAUCAGAGACCUGGUGUCUGAGGACGGAACCAACCCCAACCCCUAUGUGAAAACCUACCUGCUUCCAGAUCCACAGAAGACCUCCAAACGCAAGACCAAGAUCUCCAGGAAAACCAGGAACCCCACUUUCAACGAGAUGCUGGUCUACGGCGGCUACAGUAAGGAGACUCUGGCUCUGCGGGAGCUGCAACUGAGCGUGCUCAGUGCAGAGUCUCUGCGUGAGAACUACUUUCUGGGUGGAAUCACACUCCGGCUUAAAGACUUCGACCUCAGCAAGGAGACGGUGAAGUGGUACAAACUGACGGAUGUCCCAUAUUUCUAACACGGCGCUCUGCACACGCACGCUGCCUUCACGUCAUGUGGGAAAACGGAAACACCACCAUGUCUUCUGCGUCUGUGGAGGUGCAUGAAAGUGUGAAGAGUGUGAAUCUGACGGAGCGUGGUUGUCACGUGUUCUGGUUCUGAUGAUGGACGUUGGUCUGUUUUUUGCGCCGUUUCCACAGGUUUCCGGUGUUUCUUCCCAUAUGAGCUGAAAGCACAUUUUCACUGUUUCUCUCUUUAAACUAACCAAGAUUUUUCUGUGACAACAAUCUCUGUCUCUUCUAAACUUUAACAAAGAGCUGUAAUGUUUUGUACAUUUUGAUAUUAGAGGACCAAACGGCUGACUUCAGAGGAGUAUAUAUAGAUACAGCACACAUUUAUUUUUAAGGAAUAGAAGGGGUUCUUUUCUCCGGUCACAGGAGGCAUCAGGGUUUUUUGUGCCAAACCAGAGGAACUCGGCAGAUCAAACUACUCAACACGUGCCUUUGAUCACAAUCUGUUUAAAGCUCCACUUGGCCUUAUUCUGUUUUAUUAAUGAUGUGAUAUUAAAGUAAAGCUAUUCUGUAAAGCUGUAUCAGCAGUUCUUUCAGAGUCUUGAGCCGUUUGGAGGCGGUGUUUCUGCUUUAGUAAUGGUGCAUUUCAACUUAGAGCACAACCAGGGUUUACUUUGUGACAGAACACACGUUUGUAUUAGAGGAUGAGGAGAAUACACAAACCUGAGUCCUCUCACUGCAGUUCAAUACCGAGGACUGAUGAUAUGUUUAGAGUCGAAGGAGAUGAGUUCAGCCAAGUCUUCCUAGAUCGUUUUAUGUUUAAGUCAAGUGAAAUACUUUGUUUCGAAGCAUCACGUUCAAGAUACUUAUUAGUGUGAGAUACAUUAGAUCUAAAGGUCAAAUAUUUGUUUGGUUUUUUCAUAUUUACAAAACAUGUCUGAAUGUCUUGCUGCACAACAUGGGCUUCAACUCCAUGAUAACUUGUAUUUUUUCACUUUUUGAUCAGAAUCACACAGGACCUGAUUGUGUCACUGGUAUCAGUAAAAGUCUAAAUGAACCUCAUUUAUCCGCGAAACUAAGGCUGCACUGUUUGGAACAUAAUCAUCGUUUUGUCUCGUGGUUCUGGGGAACUUUUGAUCCAGUUGUUUUUCUGCUUCAGAUCCUUUAAACAUUGUAAAUGAGCACUUUAGAGGAAGGAUGGCAUUUCAUUCAUUCCUUAAACCACAUUCAGUUUUAUUUUUAAACAUAAACACUCUAUUGAGGAGUAGCUUGAGAUUAGUGGGCUUUUUUUUCUGGUGACCUUGUUAAGUUGUUCAGUUGUCUUCUCCCAUUUUCAGUGAAAAAUGUAGAAUAUGUAGAAUAUGCAAAAAGAAAUGUAUUACAAUCUAAAAACAUCUAAUUGAAUAUUAAGAGUUACAAUCAGAGCAAAUAUUUGUAUAGAAGACAAUUCAGUAAAACCAAUGUAUGAGCAAAUCAGUUCAGUUGGAUAAGUCAACAGCAGAAGGGAAAUAUGAUCAAAUGAAACUUAAAUCAUCCUAACGAUAAUGAUGUAUCUGAGGCCUGUUCUGGUCUCUCAGGUGAAAAAUGUAAAAUAAUGAAGUAAUUUGUGCAUCUACAGGUAAUUUAUAAAAGGAAAGUAAUGGGCCAACGUAAGGAGGUAAAAGACCAAAAAAUAUAUCUGAAGUUCCAUCUGUUAAUGUCUAAAAUGUAUCUUCUGGACCCUGAUGUUCCUGUAGAAGUCCACUUUGAGGAUUCGUCUUCCAUCCCGACUGACUCCUGUGAAUUCAGAUAUUUGUUGGGGAAAUAGAUGAAUGUGAUAAAACUGUGCACACUGAACAAACACUGAGUGUCUUUUGAGUGGAGGACUUCAAACUGAAGUGUUGUGAAUGUUACCGCAGCUGUAGAACUCGUCUCCUUCCGCCUGAAGUCACAAACGCAUCCAUCACCUCCGAUCUGGGAAUAGACCUGAUCAGGACCAACUGCAGUGAGGGACUUUCCAGGUUUCAGUCAACCCAAAGGGACCCGAUCCUGAACCUGAGAAGAGCUGCUUCCCUUCACCUCUAACUCAACAUGUUGUUAAUGUUUAAUAAAGAAACAAUGGGUUUUUAAAGCAAAGAGACAAUUCUGAUCUGAGCGACUCUCACACUUUGAACAGUAGAGACUUGAUCCACUCUUUUACUGACUGUACAAAGAGUUUGUAUUAACAUGGCCAGUUAUUUAUUCCUAAUUGGUGACCUGUAACCUGGAACGGAUCAGUGUGUACUGUAAUCUCCCUUUCCUCAAACAAAUUAAAUGUUUUUGGAACAAACGUGA